Molecule: messenger RNA, 586 nt
Organism: Annulohypoxylon truncatum
Lineage: Eukaryota; Fungi; Ascomycota; Sordariomycetes; Xylariales; Hypoxylaceae
Exons: 1
Coding region: 136-465 (109 amino acids)
Source: RefSeq, a predicted model, not a curated record
AAUCUGUGUUUCUCAGGGCUUAUUCUACUGGAGCGGGCCAGCCGAUUCGCGAGAGAAGUCUCGAAGUUUGAUCGCCGCCGGAUUCCGAGCAUUGCAUAGUUCGUGAUCGUAUCGUACCAACAUGUUUAUCUACGAAUGGAGUUGUACUGGUUAUGUUUGCGAUUUUAUUGGCGUUACGUUUUCAUUGAAGGGGGACUCUUGCAUUUACGAUUGGUCUUCAUAUCACUGUUACUUGCAUUGCGUGGCAUCCAUAUUACAGCAUAUCAGUCAAGGAUUGGAGUUACCAUUGUUGAAAUAGACAUUUUGAUUUUUUUCUUCCGUUCGUUUCCAACUGAGGGUCAUCAUAUAUCAUUCGGAAGAACACGAAAGCCUCGAGGGCAGGGCCGAUACCCGAAAUACCAAAAACAUCAUUUUAUUACUUUUAGAAUUAUCAGGCAAAGGUGUAUGGUAGACAGGAUCAAUUAAAGGGUUGCAUUUGCAUUGUGAUAAUUAAAGGGGCUAAAGGCGCUGUUCCGAGGAGUUGAAGAUUUGGGAUUGAACAAUUCAAAUGAGAGAAUCAAUCAAUAAUUCAGGCAGACCAUCAAGG